Messenger RNA from Misgurnus anguillicaudatus (oriental weatherfish), 5035 nucleotides. The record is from RefSeq and is a predicted model, not a curated record. NCBI's taxonomy places the organism in Eukaryota, Metazoa, Chordata, Actinopteri, Cypriniformes, Cobitidae.
AUUCGAUUCAAAUCUUAUCCGAUGCUAAGCGUACGCGCGCGUAUGUGCGCGACGGGAGCACGUUUGACAGCAUCUAACGGCGCUGCUGCGAGAAACACACACAAGAGCAACAAGAACACACACAAGGGUCACCGGGAGCCACACACUGCACCAUAGAGAUUUGAAUUGGCACGAGAGGAGACGGGUGCGGUGAAAAUCGUGCCCUUGCACAGUCAUGGCCUCGAAGCUCAAUCCAAACGUCCUUUACGUCCGGGAGCCGCGGGAGUCUCUCACUUCACCGGACGCUCAAGCCGAGCCGGGUGACGAAUCGUCGGACAGCGACGGGGAGCCCGAGGAGACCUCGCACAAACUCAUCCGAAAAGUGUCCACCUCCGGUCAGAUCCGGGCCAAGAAGAGUGUAAAAGAGGGACUUCUACUGAAACAGACCAGUUCUUUUCAGAGAUGGAAGAGGAGGUAUUUUAAACUGCGAGGGAGAACUCUCUACUAUGCCAAAGAUGCAAAGUCUCUCAUAUUUGAUGAGGUCGACCUCUCAGAUGCAAGUGUGGCGGAGACCAGCACCAAGAACAUCAACAACAGUUUUACAGUUAUCACUCCGUUCCGUAAGUUGAUGUUGUGUGCAGAGAGCCGGAAGGAGAUGGAGGACUGGAUCGGUGCUUUGAAAUCCGUGCAGAAAUGGGAAACUUACGAGGCCAGUCAGUUUAACAUGGAGCACUUUUCCGGGAUGCAUAACUGGUACGCCUGCUCGCACGCUCGCCCCACCUUCUGCAACGUCUGUCGAGAGGCUCUGCCCGGGGUCACUUCCCAUGGCCUUUCUUGUGAAGUAUGCAAGUUUAAAGCCCAUAAGCGCUGUGCUGUGCGAUCUACAAAUAACUGUAAGUGGACCACUCUGGCCUCCAUAGGAAAUGACAUCAUCGAGGAUGAGGAUGGAGUAUCUAUGCCUCACCAGUGGCUGGAGGGGAACCUGCCGGUCAGUGCUAAGUGUGUGGUGUGCGACAAAAAUUGCGGUAGCGUUCGUCGAUUACAGGACUGGCGCUGCCUCUGGUGCAAGGCCAUUGUGCAUAACAGCUGUAAGGAGCAAUUGGGCAAGGUUUGUCCUCUGGGUCAGUGUAAGGUCUCCAUAAUCCCACCCACUGCACUUAACAGCAUUGACUCUGAUGGCUUCUGGAAGGCCAUGUGUUCGUCGUGCAUGAGUCCUCUGCUGGUGCUGGUGAACAGUAAGAGUGGCGAUAAUCAGGGUGUUAAGUUCCUGCGGAGGUUUAAGCAGCUUCUGAACCCGGCGCAGGUCUUCGACCUCAUGAACGGCGGCCCACAGCUUGGGCUCCGUCUCUUCCAGAAGUUCGAGACCUUUCGUACACUUGUCUGUGGUGGUGAUGGGAGUGUGGGCUGGGUUUUGUCUGAGCUAGACAAACUUGGAAUACACAAACAGUGCCAGCUGGGUGUGUUGCCGUUGGGCACAGGAAAUGACCUGGCACGUGUGCUGGGCUGGGGAGGACUCUGUGAUGAUGACGCUCAGCUGCUGCAGAUCCUUGAGAAACUGGAGAGAGCAACAACCAAAAUGCUGGACAGAUGGAGUGUGAUGACCUAUGAAGUGCCCACCAAACAGACCCCAGUGAUCAUAAAGGAUGAGGAUCCAUCAGACUGCCCCCUACAGAUUACACAAUAUGCUGAUUCUGUUGCAACUCACUUGACCAAAAUUCUGGACUCUGACAAACACAGUGAUGUAAUAUCAUCUGCUAAGUUUCUGUGUGGGACGGUUAAUGAUUUUGUAGCUGAGGUCGGCAAAGCUUACGAGCGAGCCACAGAGAAUAAGGAGGAAGCGGAUGCUAUGGCAAAAAAGUGUGCCAUGCUGAAUGAAAAGCUGGAUUCUCUGGUAAAGGCUCUGAGUGAAGACGCAAAUGCCCAGCUGUUACCAUCCGGCUCCAUCUCACCAGAGGAGGUGGACACUGAUCAGUCCAGACCCUUCAGAUCAAGAGAGCAGUUGAUGCUGAGGGCCAACAGCCUGAAGAAAGCACUUAGACAAAUCAUAGACCAAGCUGAGAAAGUGGUGGAUGAGCAGAACAGACACACCCAGGUGCAGAGGAUGUCGUCCUCCUCAUCGUUUAAAAGAGGCAGCAGUGAGGAUAUCAAAGAGGCGGAGUCACGUCAAAACACACUGAGUCCAACCACCACAACCCAUAUUUUGCUGGACAAGUCAGACAGCUUCAACACUGUGCUUUUCUCUGAAGACUCUGUACAGUGCACCGAGAAGUGUGUAAUGAAUAAUUAUUUUGGCAUCGGGUUGGACGCUAAAAUAUCUCUAGAAUUUAACAACAAGAGAGAUGAACACCCAAAAAAGUGCAGCAGUCGCACUAAAAACAUGAUGUGGUACGGAGUGCUAGGAACCAAAGAACUGCUGCAAAAAACCUACAAAAACCUGGAGCAAAGAGUCAAGCUGGAGUGUGAUGGGGUGCCCAUGUCCCUGCCGAGUCUUCAGGGUCUUGCUGUUUUGAACAUCCCGAGCUAUGCAGGAGGAAUUAAUUUCUGGGGUGGCACCAAAGAGGACAAUAAUUUUGGGGCUCCAUCGUUUGAUGAUAAGAAGCUGGAGGUGGUGGCAGUGUUUGGCAGCAUGCAGAUGGCCAUGUCUCGAGUUAUCAACAUACAGCAUCACCGCAUUGCCCAGUGUCGGCAAGUGAAGAUUACCAUCCUGGGUGAUGAAGGUGUACCUGUGCAGGUGGACGGAGAGGCCUGGAUUCAGCCUCCUGGCAUGGUCCAAAUCAUUCACAAGAACCGAGCCCAAAUGCUCACCAGAGACCGGGCAUUCGAGAGCACUUUGAAAUCAUGGGAAGACAAACGUAAAGGUGACAGCAAUCCCCCACGCCCUCGACUGAACUCCCAGCAGUCUAUGGAGUAUCUGACAGAAGAAGAAUGCGCUCAGGUCCAACAGCUCGGCUUAGUGGCCGACACACUCAUCAACAGAAUUCGAGAGGUGGCUAGAAGUCAUAUGGUGGUGGAGCAAGAGUUGGCUCAUGCAGUAAAUGCCAGCGCUGCGGUUUUGAGCGAAGCGUUUCCCUCCAAACCCUCCAGCCCUGAGGGUUUAAGUCGCAGUACAGCCGUAGACAUCGUCAACAGCAGUAAAAUCCUUCAGCAGGAGACCAAGAUGCUGUUGGAAGGAAAACUGCUGCAGCUGGAGACUUGUCAAAAAGAGGAGCUUCUUUCGACGGUGGACAGUCUCGGCACAGAGUUACACAAGCUGGAGGAUAUUCACUGGAUCUGUCCCAGCAUGCACUGCUCUGAGGAGGAAUCAUCCCGAGUAAGCGGGAAAAGCAGUAUGAAGCUGAAAAUUAUGCCCAAGGGGAAGAAAGAAAAAGAGAGAUUACAUAAGCAGCGGUCGAGCAGCUCUCUCUCAGGAACCUGGGACAUCAAGGGCGGGGCAUGUGAUGUGGAUCCCGCAGGCAACUGAAGAUAAAGUUUGCCGCACAUCUGCCGUGAGGACACACUUGGCUACGGGAUGCUGCUUUAUGGCCGUUAGGGGGGGCGUGAGACCACCUGAGCAGACACACACCCCCAGUGUUUGUGAGCUUCUUUUGGAGGGGCGUGGCCCGGCACUGCAUUACUGUUGUGGUUAUGUUUCCGGUUUAUUUUCUACCUGCCAUUAGUUUGAUGAGGACACGAGAAACGUCAUCAGAGGGCAGGAGUGGACCACAACUCUUUCUCCUCUUUCUCUCAAUAAUGCAGUUCCCAAGCAUGACCAACCUUUCUCUUUUUUAUCCUUUCUUUUCUUAGUAUUCAAGCUGUCAGACACAAACUCAAAACUUUCUUUGCUCUCCAAAGAAAACUUAUGAAGACUUAUUUGUCUCGUCUUGUCGCCAUCUGAACAACAACAACAAAAGAACAAAAUCAAAUUGAAUCAAAGGAAAAUUGUAUUGACAAUGAAACCAAGGCAAAAAUGAAUAUCCUGAUGAAUGUAUGGUAGACCUGUAUUAUUCGUCAAAACGGCUGAAUAGAUAGAAAUCUGCAUUACGUAUCUCUCUCUCUGUAUAUCUCUAUGACCAUAUCUCUAUGGUUUCUGCAUGCCUUUCAUGCCCUUAUGCAGAAAAAAAGGUCUAUUUUUCUCAGCCAAGUCGUGAUGGUGUAUCACUAGUGUGUCAAUCGAGCCGUCGUUCUAGAAGCUUCAGUGCCGUAAAUCUUGUGCCAAGUCAGUAAAUGGAGCGCAGUGGUUUAAAGUGAGCUGUUUUACUUAUUUCUGCAGGGAAAUCUCGUGAAAGAAAGUGAUGCUGUAUGUCGUACAUUUCAAAAUGUAUUUUAUCUCGCCUUGCACUUUAAUAUGGAAAACAAAAAAACUUAAAGGUCAUGUGUGUUUGUUUUAUCAUAUGAAGAUGGAAUGAGGUAUGUUACAUAUAAUCAAACUUUAUGAAUGUUAUUCAAAUGUUGCCCCUUUUAAGGGUUGGGUUUUACUGUAAAAAGCACGGAGGUAAAGGAAAACUUGAACUUUUAUUUUGAAUAUAUUGCUAUAUGGUUCGCAAGCAGUAUUUAUCAAGGUACCAUUAAAGUCAAAAUAUACAAACUGGACAAGUUGUGAGCCAAAGUCUAGCAGUAUUGCUCUGUACAAACUAAACAUUGCAAAUGUUGUCUCGAUACAGAAGUGAUGGUGCUGAUUGUGCCCCUAAAUGAUGGACUGUAUUUAGUUUUUUUGCACGUCUUUGUUUAAAAGUUCCGUUUUAGUUUUUGAAAUCCCAUCACUUUAUCAUCUCCAUGUAUCAAGCCAUUGAGUGCGUUUAUCAGGUACAAGAGGAAGGCAAUUAUUUUAUGAACAGAAAAUGUAUUUUUGAAUUUUUAUUUGAACAGAAAAGGGAGAUUGACUCAUUUGUUCUUUUCAUUGUCGAGACUACUGUUUACUUUUGCAAUGUAUUAUUUAUCCUUUUAAUUUAAAAUAUUUUGCCAUAUUGGUGCGGUCGAGCUUCCGUGGCCUUGAGCCCUGACUCGGACUACACACACCUACUGCAGGAUUGUUGCUGUUGACUUGAAGCAAAAAUAAAGUGUGCUCAUUGCUGUUUGA